GACAAUGUAUUUUACAGAAUGCUAAAGGAAAGAAGCUAAUGGUUAGGGGGGUUUAAUUAGAAAAUUGUAAUUCAAAUAUACAAUUGAAACCGUAUAACGUAACAUGGGAUUUGUGGAGGAAUUUUAUUUUCUAUUUAUUGGAGGAAUUGUUGGGGGUUAAAUACGCACCUUUGAACCAAUAUAGUGAAAAUAGAAUAAUAAAAUUGUGGUGCUAGUGUCAUAUAUUAUAAUGUGAUGGGUAACUAACUAAAGAUGAGGAUGAAAAUAGUCGAAUAUAAAGUUAGGCAGAAACAUUACAACAAGUGAGAGGUGCUGCAAAGAGUGAGUGGGAGGGUGGUUACUUAUUAGGCUAAAAUUACUAGAAAAAGUAAAGAAAAAGAGAGUGUCUCUAUUCUUGAGACAUGAGAGUCUAGAAACGCAACUCCAACACAUUAUUAUCGAUCACAUGCAAAUUCAAGCAGCGAACGCAAUCAACUAUUCUAUCUUAAAAGGAUGUUUGUGAUAGGUACGUCAACGCUUAGCUUGUUCUCACCAAUCCGUUUUCAUGUCCAAGAAACAUGUAGAGGUAAUGUCACCAAAUAGUCCACGAUAUUUAAGAAAUUUUAAUCAAACAAGAAAAUUUUGAAAAUUGGAAAUUGACAUCUAAUUAUAUUGUCUCUUUCUCUUGAAAUCUCUCAUUUUGGAGACAUUGCCUCCACUUCUCGCACUCGCUCGAUAGUUUCAAAUUUCGCACUAUUAGUUGUGGUAUUAUCUUUUUUUUUUUUUUUUUGGUCAAGUUGUGGUAUUAUCAUAUUUGGUUUGUGCUCUAUGUAAAUCUGAUGGCAGUGUGUUAGUCGAGGUGGCCGGUUGCUCCGACCGCUUGGUUCCUGCGAGCCUUUUUGGCUCUAGGUUUCCUUUUUUUUUGUCAGCACUCUAGGUUUCCUAUUUUGUAACCAUUUGCAUUUUUUAUUUAUUGGUAAAAUUGGAUUCAAUAGAGAAUAUCGAUUGAAGGUAUUUUGUUUUCCUUUAUAUUAAAACAAAACCUCCAAAAUUAAAUAAAAGCUUUUUAUACAACUAUUUUUUCAUAGCUUUUGAAUCUGAAAUUAUAUUUGAUUUGAGACUAGCAGAUACAAAUCAUUAUGUUGUGAAUAAAUGCGAAUCAAACUCGAAGAAAAAAAAAGAGCAAAACGUUGGCAGAUACAUGUUUUAGAGUUUGUAUAUUAUUAUGUGAAUUAAUAACUAUACAAUCUUUAGACCUAUAUUUAUAACAAUUUUAAAACUCGAUUUUCUUAUUCUUUUAGGAAUACACCCGGCCCAACGAAUGCUCUGAAUUUUUACUGGUGCACUAUGAUUUAAAACAAAUCCAGAUGUAACACAUUAUUUUGUAUCACUCUUUCUGUUUCACAAAAAAUGUCAGUUUAACAUUUUCACAUAAAUUAAAAGAUGAUCUAAAUAUAUUUAUAUUGUUAUUAAUUAUACAUAAUUAACCAAUAUUAUUUGGGGUAAAUAAAAUUAUUUAUAAGAUCAGUGCAUUUUAAAAAUUAGUAUCAAGUUUAAAAUAAAUAUAAAUUGUAUUAGAAUGGUAAAUAAAUUGUUUAACAAGAAAAAAAUGACAAAAAUCUCAAAAUAACAAUCUUUGUAAAACAAAAUGAGUAACAUUUUACAUUAAAAAUAGAACAAAAACUUUGGAUGAUAUACACAAAAUAUAUGAGGUGAUAACUCUAAACAUAAAAUUAUUGAGAGGGGAGACUGUAUGUUUCCCUGCUUCAAAUUGAAUAGUGAUUGUUCCACUUCGCCAACUACUUAUUAGAUGCACUGAGCAUUAUAAAAAUAAAUAAAUGGAAUUUAAAUGUGAAAUGUGAUGUUAGGGAAAUGUCGACCGUUUGAUGUGAAAGCCGUCAAAAUGAGUGAAGCCCCCCUUGACAACAAUUCCAAUCUUUGUUGCUUUUGCUCCAACAACGCUUCUUACUUUUGACUUACUCAAUUUCGAUUUUUUUCGGCUAUAAAGAAAAACUCUUCUUUUGUCUCUUCUUUGUACAACUAUAGUAAUAUAUAUAUAAUUUAUGAUCUAUUUAGCGAUGAUUAUCUUAAGUAAAUGAAGAAAAAAGUAUCUGUCAUAGAUUACACCUAAUAGCAUUCCAUUAAAUCUUAUCUGAGCUGUAAAGAUGGGUUAAGGAAGAUGUUAAACUAUAUUAUCAAACAUAGUUAUCUCGCUAACUUUUUUUGUUGUAAACUAUUUUUCUCGGCAACUUUAUUCAUUGAUGAAGUCCUACACGCGUUUUAGAUACCAGUUGAAAUUUAUAAUGUUCAGUCAACAGAUCCCAUGACUAAUCUUGGUAGUGUCCACCUGUAUUUCUUACGGUUUAGCCUCUGAAAGCUUAUGCCAUAGAAUGACUAGUGAGCGUGUUCAAACUAUAAUAAAAGCACAUCAUCAAUCUACUAAAACUAGCUCUUUAUAUUAUAUGACUAUUCCAUAACUUUUUCCACCGAGUAUUCUCAAUUUUUCUUUUACUAUUUGACUAUUUAUCUUACAUACAAGUCAAGUCAAAAUAAUUUGUUGUUUUUUGUUAUAGUUUGCUUCCUCAUGGUGAACUACAUUGAUAUGUAUGUAUAUAUAUUUAUCUUUCAUACAUUGAACCAAAUAGAUGUAGAGCCAUAUUUAAAAACUAACUGAAUAAAACUAAAACACUAAGCUUAUAUUUUAUUUUAUUGAUAUCACACAAAUUUUGUAGAUUUUUUUUCCUCAUUUUCUCCGUAAAAUUUAGAUAACUGGAUCUCUGUUUUUGUCUUUCAUUGUAUCAUAAUUUAUUUUUGUUUUUACUUUUCUUUUUUUUUUCAAACUAUUUUAGUUCUCAUAUGAUCCAUUGAUUAUAUUUAUCUUGAUGGGAGCAACACGUGUGAUUCUCUAGCACAUAAAUUUCAGAGGAAGAUCUUACUGAAAGGCGUUUUAUAUAUAUAUUUGAUUCAGUGUACUUUAUGAAAUCAUAAAAAAAGAGCAGAAAUAGGCAUAUAUGCUUUUUAUACACGUAUUGACUUUGUUUGUCAGCAUAUGGACAAUAUAUUAUUUUGUAGCAACCAAGUACAAAAGAAGACAAUAUAUAUAGGACAAGAAGGUACGGCAGAAAAACAUACACAGCGUCGACGAAAUGCCAUCGUCGACAAGAUAAACAUGACCACCUCCCUUUUUCAUAAAAAAAAUUAAAACUAGAUGCCAAACUUUAAUGUAAACAUUUUAUAUAUAUGUAAAUUUCCAAGAACUUAUAUUGGUUGUUCAUUUAUAUAUGUUCAAAUAAGGACAAAAUCCAUUUGCAAAACAUCACAAUGAGAAAGAGAAUUCAAAUAUGAAAAGGAAAUUGGGUUUGAGCACAUGUUGUUCCCAACAGUUUGUGCUAUGUCCUUUUUAUUCAAUGCGUUAUACAACGUGUAAAUUAAAUUCGAUGGACCGAAAUGCUUAUACUCGUAUUACUUAUCAAAAGAAGUUUAUCAAAGGAUGCCAAAAAAAAAGAGAAGUUUAUCAAAUGGAGACUUUUUUGCUGUCAAAAUUUUAUUCCCGUAUACUAAAAGACAGUGAGCACUCAGAAAAAUAAUAAUAAUCAAAAGAUAAGAUAUGUUCGAUAAUACAAUCACUACAAGAGUUUUAUUUUUGAUCAUUUAUUCAUCAGAAUUCAUUUAAAGUAUAGCGAAAUUGUUAUAAAAUAAAUAAAAUAAAAAUAUAACUUAAAGUAAAAUUUCUAUCGAUUACUCUUUAAGGGGAUACAUCAUGUACGACUUUUAAGAAUUUAUACAUUGGCAAAUAUAUAUAUUCAUAUAGUAAUUUAGAAAUAUUUUUUGCGCAAACCUUAAUUUCAUUAAUUAAAAUAUGCAAUACAAAAAAAAUGAAAUAAGACAUAAAACAGUAGACACUAAGAUAGAUAAAUCUUCAUGAUCAAAUGGCAAUGGAUUUGAGAUGGAAUCUGAAUGCCUCAAAAAGCUUUACGGUAAAGCCAGAAAAUGCAAUACUAGUUAUUUUAAGUUAAGACGUUGGACACACCAACCUCCAUUUACGGAGUUCAACGAAAUGAAUCCGAAUCCAAUUGAUCUAAAAUUUGUAAUUAGUUACUUGAAUAUACUUAGAUAACAUCAGCAUGCAGCAUUUGAUAUAUAUGAAUAAUUUUUAAAAUUAAUUCUUAAUAGUGUAUAGGAACGUAGCAGCAUAAUUGUUUUUUUUUUGUUCUUGUCCCAUAUUACAAGUUCUCUCUUCCUUUAUUGCUUUUGGUCCCAAAACAAAAUUCCAUUAUUUUCUCCAGUGUUGAACAGUAUUUUGCCUGAACACUGUAUUUCCUGGUCAACGUCCAACCAGCCAAUAUCAAUUAAGAUAUUAACUAACUUCCAUAUCUUAAUUGAUUAACAUUUUCUUUGUAUAUAACUCUUCCUGUAUUUCUCUUUCCGACAAAAAAAACUUACGAUUAAAUUACAAAAACCAAACAAGUAACAAGAAACGACGAAAGAAAAACACUAUGGGACCAAAAUUUAUGUGAAAAAGAAUUCACAAAAAGUGUUAUAUUGCACCUUUUAUUUUUAUUUUAUUAUUUAUUCAUACCUUUUUGAGUGGUCAUAUAACUCCGAACUCCAUUUGGCCCUUGACCCUAAUUCAACUGAUGGGGCGCACCGCGUAAAUUUGCGACUUUGAAAAGUUAAGACAUAUAUGAACAUGAAAUGAUGUAGAGUGGAGAGAAGAAGUUUCUAUUGAAUAGGUUUACUUCCCACUCGUCUAGUGGUAUGUUAAACAUGAGAAUUUGACCCGUCCCUUGUUCUGUUUGUUACCAUGUUCCGUGUUAUUUAAGUUAUAUAAUUCCAAUCAAGCGUGUGUGAAUAGUUUUUGACUAAAAACAAGAAAAAAAGUUCAAAAUCGGAACACAAAUGAAUGCUACACACUUUUUCUCUCUCUAUAUAAACCAAUCUUCUUCACACCCAAAAAUCACCAUCUCUUACUUUCUCUCUCUAUAUUCUCUCUCUCAGACAUUUGACUAACAAACAGAAUGUAUAAAUCAAGUUCUGUCAGAGAUGAAGGUACAAUACCUUUAUUACCAAAACUCUCUCCUCAUGAGAAACUGCAUUUAAAUAAAAACUACUCUGCUCCUCUCACCCACUUCACAAACGAAGCAAUCUCAAUAGCAAGAAUCUCUCUCCCAUUAGUCUUCACAGGUCUCCUCCUCUACUUCCGCUCCUUCGUCUCUCUGUACUUCCUCGGCGGCCUCGGCCGCCCAACUCUCGCCGGAGGCUCCCUAGCACUCGCAUUCGCCAACAUAACCGGUUACUCUCUCUUCUCCGGUUUAACCAUGGGCGUCGAAUCAAUCUGCUCUCAAGCCUUCGGCGCAAAACGCUAUAACCUCGUCACAGCCACUAUCCGGCGAGGAAUCCUCCUCCUCCUCCUCACAUCUCUCCCCGUUUCACUUCUUUGGAUCAACAUCGAGAAGAUUCUUGAAAUUCUGAAACAGGACAAGGAUCUUGCCUCUGAAGCUCACAUCUUUCUUCUUUACUCUGUUCCUGACCUCGUCGCUCAAUCUUUCUUACACCCUUUGAGAGUUUACCUUAGGACGCAAGCAAAGACUCUUCCUUUAUCAGUCUGCACGGCCGUCGCGAGUGUUCUCCACUUGCCCAUCACGUUUCUCUUUGUCUCGUAUCUCGGGUUUGGUAUUAAAGGCAUCGCCGUGAGUGGGGUCGUCUCAAACUUCAACCUUGUCGUGUUUCUCUUCAUCUACAUCCGUUUCUUGGAAGACAAGGUAGGUCUCAACGAGGAGGUUUUAGUAGAGGAGGAGGUUGAAGAUAGUGUAAGAGAAUGGAAGAAGCUGAUCAAUCUCGCGUUACCGAGCUGCGUAUCGGUUUGUCUCGAGUGGUGGUGCUACGAGAUUAUGAUUCUGCUUUGUGGGUUUCUCAUAAACCCUAAAGCAACCGUUGCUUCGAUGGGGAUACUCAUCCAAAUCACUUCUCUCGUCUACAUUUUCCCUAGCUCUUUAAGCUUCGGUGUCUCGACACGUGUCGGGAACGAACUGGGCUCGGACCGACCAAUGAGAGCGAGGAGAGCGGCCGUUGUCGGGCUCGGUCUCAGCAUCGCCCUAGGGUUCACUGCCCUCACGUUCACCGUCUCGGUCAGAAACAUGUGGGCGAGGCUUUUCACGGAUGAUGAGGAGAUCAUUAAGUUGACUUCGAUGGUACUCCCCAUCGUUGGCCUUUGCGAGCUUGGGAACUGCCCUCAGACGACGGGAUGCGGCGUUCUUAGAGGGUCGGCGAGGCCGAGGAUCGGGGCUAAUGUUAACAUGGCGGCGUUUUAUGUGGUUGGGAUGCCGGUGGGAAUGGUUCUGGCGUUUUGGUUUGGGUUUGGUUUCAAGGGACUUUGGCUAGGGAUGCUCGCGGCGCAGAUGUCGUGUGUGGGUGGUAUGAUGGUGGCGACGUGUAGGACUGACUGGGAACUGGAGGCCGUAAGGGCUAAGGAGCUCACGGCUGUGGAUGGAGGAAGCAGUGGCGAUGGUGUAGAUGUGGAGGUUGGGAAGGUUGAUAAUUAGGGAUGAUGAGACUUAAUUCUUUAGGAGUGAUAUAGAAGAUUGAUCUGUUUCAUGACUUUCUUUCGAAUUAACUGAUAACUUUGUUCUUUAAUUGGAUGGAAAGCAUUAAAUGAUUAUUAAUGUAAGUUUUGUAUGAUAAUGGUAUCAUGCCAGAGAUUUUUGGUCGUUACAAAAUUUGGUGUAUG
This is a messenger RNA of Brassica rapa (field mustard), 6706 nucleotides long. Its product is annotated as protein DETOXIFICATION 50. The record is from RefSeq and is a predicted model, not a curated record. Gene Ontology annotation, biological process: xenobiotic detoxification by transmembrane export across the plasma membrane. Gene Ontology annotation, cellular component: membrane. NCBI's taxonomy places the organism in Eukaryota, Viridiplantae, Streptophyta, Magnoliopsida, Brassicales, Brassicaceae. Gene Ontology annotation, molecular function: xenobiotic transmembrane transporter activity; antiporter activity.